CUCCAACAUGGCGGCCGCCCAGGACGUCCACGUCCGAAUCUGUAACCAGGAGAUCGUGAAGUUCGACCUGGAGGUGAAGGCGCUCAUCCAGGACAUCCGAGACUGUUCGGGACCCUUGAGCGCGCUGACCGAGCUCAACACGAAAGUGAAAGAGAAGUUCCAGCAGCUGCGCCACAGGAUCCAGGAGCUUGAACAGUCAGCCCGAGAGCAGGACAGAGAGUCGGAGAAGCAACUUCUGCUCCAGGAAGUGGAGAAUCACAAAAAGCAGAUGCUCAGCAACCAGACGUCAUGGCGGAAAGCCAACCUCACCUGCAAACUGGCCAUCGACAACCUGGAGAAGGCACAGCUGCUACAGGGCGGGGACCUUCUGCGGCAAAGGAAGACCACCAAGGAGAGCCUGGCGCAGUCGUCGAGCGCCAUCACCGAGAGCCUCAUGGGUAUCAGCAGGAUGAUGGCGCAGCAGGUGCAGCAGAGUGAGGAGGCCGUGCAGUCCCUGGUCAAUUCUUCCCGGACUAUCCUGGAUGCCAAUGAGGAGUUUAAGUCCAUGUCAGGCACCAUUCAGUUGGGACGGAAGCUCAUCACCAAGUACAACCGCCGGGAACUGACCGACAAGCUGCUCAUCUUCCUGGCCCUCGCCCUCUUCCUCGCCACUGUCCUCUACAUCAUCAAAAAGCGCCUCUUUCCCUUUCUGUGACUGUGGAGUGCCCGACUCCUGUGUCCGGGGGGCCACGUUCCUGAAUGCGGCCCACUGCGUGCUCAGAAGUUGGGAUCUAACGGCCCCAGGCAGCUGCUAGUGACCCGCUAAUGGAAGGCCAGCAGAGGACAGAGAACGUGACGCCCAGGCCCGCCUCUGGGGCGUGCGG
Molecule: messenger RNA, 863 nt
Organism: Sorex fumeus (smoky shrew)
Lineage: Eukaryota; Metazoa; Chordata; Mammalia; Eulipotyphla; Soricidae
Gene: BNIP1
Product: BCL2 interacting protein 1
Exons: 6
Coding region: 8-694 (228 amino acids)
Biological process (GO): retrograde vesicle-mediated transport, Golgi to endoplasmic reticulum
Cellular component (GO): SNARE complex; endoplasmic reticulum
Molecular function (GO): SNAP receptor activity
Source: RefSeq, a predicted model, not a curated record